CUUUCUAAGUAUGCUGGCAAGAUAAAGAGUUGACUUUCUUUUUAGAGCUGGGACUUGAUUCAAGCACUUCGAGAAAAGGUUAUGCAGCAACCUAUAUGAUAAAACUACAAUAAAUUAUACAACAACCUCAGACACCGACUUCAGCUACAGUGGAAUUUCCCUAACACAACAUGGCUAUGUCAGCAUUUGCAACUGACCUAAGGAUUGUCGUGCUUGGAAAAAGUCAGAAUGAAAAGAAAAUAUUGAGCAACUUCAUCACUGGAAAAAAAGAUUGUUCUCAACAAAAAAUGACCAGGCAAUUUGGGUAUAUUCAAAGAGACUGCAGAAAAAGUCCAUUCACAGUUGUGACAACAGCAGAUGUCUUCAGUUUGUCUGGGACUAGAGUGAAACACGAGAUGUUGAAGUGUGUGGCUCAGUGCCCCCCUGGACCAAAUGUUCUGCUGCUGUUAGUGAAGCCUUCUGAUUUCAAUGAACAGGACAGACAAAAACUUAAGUUCGUCAUGAGCCUCUUUGGACAAGAUGCUUUCAAAUACUUGCUGAUUAUCAUAACACAAAAUGAUAGGGAAUGUAAUUCCUCAGUGAACCAACUCAUCCAAGACUGCAGACAAAGGCAUCACACAAUCAACUUGGACGAACAAGAUUUUUCUGACUGUGAGCUUCAAGAAUUGAUUGAAAAAAUGGAAUACAUAGUCAGUGAAAACAGGGGACGUUAUUUAAACUUUACUGAGGACACUGAUACCGUGGAAGCAUCUGAAUGUCCAAAACCCGCUCUAAACCUGGUGUUGUGUGGGAGACAUGGAGCCUGGAAGACUUUAGCAGCUAAUUCCAUUCUAGGGGAGAGACAGUUUGGUCCGCAUGCUGACUCAUCAGAGUGUGUUAAAAAGGAGGCAGAGGUGUGUGGACGGUGGGUUUCUCUGGUGAAGCUGCCUGCCUUGUAUGGAGAACCUCAGCAGGCAGCAAUGAACAAAUCAUCCAAGUGUAUCUCCCUCUGUGGUCCUGAUGGUGCAAAUGCCUUCAUCUUUGUCCUACCUUUUGAUUCCCCAAAAGAGGAAGACAAGAAUGAGUUGGAGACCAUUCAAAAAACAUUCAGCUUUAAAGUAAAUGAUUUCAUCAUGAUUCUUUUAACUACAGAGACAAAUCCUAACUCUCCAGUGACUGUGAAGUUUCUUCAAGAAAACAGAGACAUAAAGCAGCUCUUGCAGAGCUGUGGUGGACGAUAUGUUGUCUUCAAUGUCAAGGACAAGCAACAAGUGCCUGAGGUGUUAGAUACCGUGGAAAAGAUGAGAGCUGGAGGAUGCAGAGCCUUCACAAGAGUUAUGCUUCCCAAACCGCUUACUAGAAGUAGGUCUUGUUUAAACCAGGAUACGUCUCACAGGAUGGCUCAGGGUAGAGAGUCUCUCAUGGGAGGGUCAAGUAAAGAGUCUGUCAGGGUAGUGCAGGAAAAAGUGUCUGUCGGGACAAUGCCAGCUAAAGAGUCUGUUAGGGCAGUGCAGGAAAAAGUGUCUGUCGGGACGAUGCCAGCUAAAGAGUCUGUUAGGGCAGUGCAGAAAAAAAAGUCUAUUAGGGCGGUGCACAGAACGGAGUGCCUCAGGAUGGUGUUGAUUGGGAAGACUGGUUGUGGAAAGAGUGCCACUGGAAACACCAUUCUGGGCAGGGAGUGCUUCGAUUCUAAAGUUUGUCAAAUGUCAGUGACCAAGCUUUGCAAAAAAGAAGAGGGACAGAUUAAUGGCCGGUCUGUCGCUGUCGUCGACACUCCCGGCUUGUUCGACACAGCUCUGUCCAGCAGUCAGGUUCAGCAAGAGCUUAUGAAAUGCAUCAGCAUGUUGGCGCCAGGACCUCAUGUGUUCUUAUUAGUGCUACAGAUUGGCCGCUUUACACCAGAGGAAAGACAGACUGUGGAGCAUAUCAAGGAAUUUUUUGGCAAGAAGUCAGAAGACUUCAUUGUUGUCAUAUUUACCAGAGGAGAUGAUCUUAGAAAACAAACAAUAGAAAGUUACAUCGAAGAAGACACUCAGGGCCUCAUCAAAAAACUGUUGAUAGAAUGUGGAGGAAGAUACCAGGUCUUCAAUAACAACAAUCAGAAGGAUCGUUCUCAGGUCAACGAGCUGCUGGUCAAGGUUGAGUCAAUGGUGAGGAAAAAUGGCAAUGGCUACUACACCUCAGAGGUAUUUGGAAAGGCAGAAGCAGCAAUACAAAAAGAAGAGGAGAAGAUCAUGAAGGAGAAGGAAGCAGACAUACAAAGAGAGCAAAGGGACCUUGAAAGAAAGCAUCAAGAAGAAAUGCGAGAGAAGGAGAAAAAAAUGGCAGAAUUAUUCUCUGAAUGUAACCAAGAUAUGAGAGCCAAACUAGUUAAAGAAAAGGAAGAACGAAUGAAGAAUGAGAAGGAAAAGAGGAAGAGAGAAAGAGAAAAGAGAGAAGAACAGGAAAGGAACAAAAAAAGGCAGGAGGAAUUCAAACAACGCGAGUUGGAACAAAAACUUAACAUUGUGGAGCAAAAACUAGAAGAAAAAAGCUCAACUAUUGAGAUGACGCUAUUAAUACAGAGUAGAGCAGACAUGAAUAGAGAACGAGAGGCCUGGGAGCAAGAAAGAAGGGAAUGGUGGGAGAAACGGAAUCGAGAAGAUGAGCAGCGACGAGAGGAGGAGCAAAAACGACUUAAAAAGCUCAGAGAAGAAUAUGAGGAGGAAUUCGAAAGAUGCGAAAACGAAAGAAAAGAAAAAGCUAGAGUCAGAAGAGAACAGUUGGAAAGAGAAAUGGAAGAAGUACAAGAAAACUACAAGAAGAAAAUGGAAGAAAUCAAGAGAAAAAAUGAAGAGGCGGCCAGAAAGAAAGCUGAAGAUUACAAUGAUUUCGUACACUUAUAUGCCAAUGAUCUUUCAGCUGAGAUGAGUAAGUACGUAAAGGAAAUUGACGAUCUGAAACAGAAGCAACAAAACCAAAAUGAGUUGAUGAUAGGACAACUGCGCAGAAACAAAGUAUACAAAAAAGACUUUGAUAAACUGAAGACAAAACAAGAACGAGAAAUGAAUGCGCUAUUGACACAUUCUAACAGAGAACAGCUGAACAAAGAAAUCGGGGAGCUAAAGAAAAUACACGAGAAGGAAAUAAAUGACUGGAUACAAGAACACGUGGAAAAAGCCACAGAAGACAAGGUUUGUUCCAUUUUAUAAGACGUUUUGGCACAGUUUCAAAUGGAACAUUGUGAAUGUUUGUUUUGACAAUGGACCUGUGUGAAAUGGCGUCUUGUCCAAGGUGUAACCCGCCUCAUGCCUAAUACCAGCUGGGAAAGGCUCCAGCCACCCGUGACCCUCAUAACGAUAAGUGGUUACAGGAAAUGGAUGGAUGGCUUUGACAACUUAAAAUAUUAAGUGAUUUGACUUUUGGCCUUUUUUUUGCAUUGACUUGAUGUAUAUAUUAUAUAUAUUCCUAUAUCAAUAUGUUUAGAUACCAAUACCUUAUUUAUGUUGUAUAGUUGUAGAUGCAAAUGUCUGUGAAUAAUUAACAGUUCUCCUGGCAGCCACUGCACUCUAUAGCAAAUCAUUUCUAUAACAUUUUACAUUUUUCAUGUUCAUUAGCUGGUUCAGUGUAAAGUUCAUUGUAUCUGUGUAACAGACAGCAUGUUUGUAAAAAAAUGUUUUUGGCCUAAUGGUCGAAUCUGCAAGCGUAUAUUGUCAUUUAAAAUGACAUUUGAUGAUGUUUUUACACAAAUUAAACAAAAAGUUAACGAACAUUUAGCUUUAACACUUUAACUCAGUUGAGAAUUAUUAAAUGUUGUAAACCAAUGAAACAUGAAGCAGAUAAAUUAAUGCAU
This is a messenger RNA of Larimichthys crocea (large yellow croaker), 3811 nucleotides long. RefSeq lists its product as uncharacterized. The coding region runs from base 171 to 3170 and encodes 999 amino acids. Lineage: Eukaryota; Metazoa; Chordata; Actinopteri; Sciaenidae. The transcript has 3 exons. Gene Ontology annotation, molecular function: GTP binding. The record is from RefSeq and is a predicted model, not a curated record.